Molecule: messenger RNA, 2317 nt
Organism: Rhodamnia argentea
Lineage: Eukaryota; Viridiplantae; Streptophyta; Magnoliopsida; Myrtales; Myrtaceae
Product: GRAS family protein RAD1-like
Exons: 1
Coding region: 403-1941 (512 amino acids)
Biological process (GO): regulation of DNA-templated transcription
Cellular component (GO): nucleus
Molecular function (GO): sequence-specific DNA binding; DNA-binding transcription factor activity
Source: RefSeq, a predicted model, not a curated record
UAAGCCGCUGCAGAACAUGAGGAAGUCAUUGUCCACCGAAAAAGACAGCCGUGUUCCGACAACACGAGUAAGCCAGAGUAAGACAAAGCUUUGAGUUGAGGGAGAUUAAAUUAAACCCCAAAAUGCUUGGGAUUCCAUGCGGGAAAACGUUCUCUCCUAUUGAUCAAUGCUGCCUUGCUCUAUGCCUCCAUCUAGCAGGACAUUCCAUUGUUUUUUUCGUGCUUCUACCUAGCUAACAUUAAUUUUUAAUUGUACGACAACGUUGGAAACACGUUCAUUCCUAUGUAUCAUAAUUAACAAGGAAACUUUGGAAAAAUAAGAAUAAUAUAUAACAAACCUGGACCACCAUUGAAUCUUUGUCUAGCUUCCUCACACACAGUUUGUGUAGAGUUUGGUGAAAUUAUGGGUCCAGGCUACUUGCAACCCGAACUCUAUGGUGAAGAUCAUAAUGAUGAAUCCCAGGUCCUCGACCUGAACCAUUCGACGCUGGAGCGUUACUCAGAUUCAUCCACAGCCCACCUAGAGAGCAUCCACGACUCUGCAUUGCAGACCUUCUCGGAUGAGACAAGAGAUUGCAAGAGGUUGAAGGUAGAACCGUCCGUUGGAGAAUCCAUAGAGAGUCAUGAAAUUGGGUAUCAUGGUUGCGGAGGUAUGAGGACUAAUAGCUUUAACAGCUUGCCUAAGCUUCAGUUCAGGGAUCAUAUAUGGGCAUACAGCCAGAGGUACUUGGCGGUUGAGGCCAUGGCAGAAGCAGCAGCAGCCAUCAUGCGAGGUGACCAAAGUGAGACGGGGGAGGAGGUAAAUGGAGACGCGAUGAAACUGGUCCAGCAACUCAUUGCUUGUGCGGAGGCUGUGGCUUGUCGCGACAAGCCACACGCCUCUGCAUUGCUUUCGGAGCUCAGUUCUAAAUCUCUGGUGUUCGGAACGUCAUUUCAGCGAGUUGCAUCUUGCUUUGUGCAAGGCCUUGCUGACCGCCUGGCAUUGGUUCAACCACUAGGGGCCGUUGGAGUUGUUGGCCAAAGCGCAAGGGAGAUGGUGAUGACGAACGAGAGAGAAGAGGCUCUUUGCCUCGUCUAUGAGAUUUGCCCAUAUAUCCAAUUCAGUCACUUCAUUGCGAAUGAAUCGAUCUUGGAAGCCUUUGAGGGAGAGAGUUCAAUACAUGUGGUGGACCUAGGCAUGACCCAAGGCCUGCCUCACGGCCACCAGUGGCGCAACCUAAUAAGCAGCCUAGCGAAACGGCCAGGCUCAUCAUCUUGCCACCUCAAGAUUACUGGUGUUGGGAAUUGCAAAGAGGGCCUCCAAAUGAUUGGGGACGAGCUAAAACACUACGCAAAAGGCUUGGGAGUGAAUUUCGAGUUUUUUAUGGUCCAAAGCAACUUGGAAAACCUCCAAGCAGGGGACUUCAGUCUCCUAGAAGGCGAAGUCCUAGUAAUAAACAGCAUCCUCCAACUGCACUGUGUGGUGAAAGAAAGCCAAGGAGCGCUGAACUCUGUCCUGCAAAUUCUGCACAAGCUUUCGCCGAAGCUCCUGGUCCUAGUUGAGCAAGACUCAAGCCACAACGGGCCAUUCUUCCUAGGGAGGUUCAUGGAGGCGCUGCAUUAUUACUCUGCCAUCUUCGAUGCCUUAGACGCCAUGCUUCCCAAGUACGACACCAGGAGGGCCAAAAUGGAGCAGUUCUUCUUCGCUGAAGAAAUCAAGAACAUCGUGAGCUGCGAGGGGCCCGCGAGGGUCGAGAGGCACGAGAGGAUCGACCAAUGGUGCAGGAGGAUGAGCCGAGCCGGGUUCCAGUCUGUGCCCAUCAAAAUGCUAACGCAGGCCAAGCAAUGGCUUGCAAAGUUCAAGGUCUGCGAAGGUUACACUAUAGUGGAAGAGAAGGAGUGCUUGGUUCUUGGUUGGAACGCAAAGCCCAUCAUUGCAGCUUCCUGUUGGAAAUGCUCCUAAAGCCUAAGUGUUGCUUUAACUGGUUGACUUCACAACUUAUUAAGCAAUAUAUUUGAUUUGUACAACAAGUUCAUGUACUAUUCUUGAUAGUAUUUGUAGCAAUAUGGGAGCAUAAGCAAAACCAAAAACAUGGCCCUAUCCAGAAUAAGCUGAUUACUCAAUCAGUUUCUACACUGAUGAGCAAAUAUUUGACUCUGUAUUGAAAUCUGCUCUUGCACAUGAGAUGAUGAGUCUCCUGAUGUAAUGAUUUUAAUCCAUUUCUUGUUGUGUUGCUUUUAUCAUAGAUGAAAAAAAUCAGAGGUGGAAUUGAGCUAAGCUUCGGCAAUUAAAAGACAUUGAAUUUCUUGUCAUGAGUCAACAAUUUAAAAAGGUUUUG